UCGUGGCCUUGAAGAAGUGUUUUUUUCUUAGCCCUCACGGUAAUUUUGUUUUAUUUCUUCUUUUCCUUUAAAUUAAUGAAUUGCUAAUUUGGGUUGAUGAAAGCCUCCUAGAUCUGGGCCUCCCUGCUGCUGCACCGAGUACUUGAAGGUGGUGAAGCAAAGCUUGUGUAGGGGGGCGGCUCCUUGAUCUGAGCUGAAAUUCAGACCUGAACCUGCCGGGCGAGGUGAUGUACGGAUCGUCGGUGUCCAAGGAUCUAAACCUUCCGGCACAACCGGCGAUGAGUUCGUCCGGGCUGCUGAGGUACAGAUCGGUGCCGAGCACGCUGCUCGGCGAAGUCUGCGAAGACUUCCUCCCUGCUGAGCCCCGCGCCGCCAGCCCCGACGCCGGCGCCGAUAACGUUUUCUCCAGGUUCUUGGCCGACCACCAUAUCCGGGAAGACAAGCCGUCGCCGCCGGCGCCUCCUGCCCCUGCCGCGGUUCACUUCCCGAAUGAAGCCGCUAUGGCCUCCCAACAGCUGCAAAUGAUGUUCCACGCCCAGCAGCAGCCCGGGCUCUACCGCACCGUCAUUUCCGGCACGGAGGCCGCCGCCGCUGCCGGCGUCGGCGUCGGCGCCAGCAGCCUGAUUCGGCAGAGCAGCUCGCCCGCCGGAUUCCUCGAUCAAUUGAACAUGGACAACGGAUAUGGGGGCAUGCUGAGGGCAGGCAUGGGCAUGGGCUUCAGGAACGGCUGCAGCGCCGCUGCGGCCGACUCCCCCGCAGGCGGCGGGAGCAGGCUAAAGGGGCAGCUCAGCUUCUCGUCACGGCAAGGCUCGCUGAUGUCACAGAUCUCGGAGAUGGGCCGCGAGGAGCUCGGAGGGAGCAGCCCCGAGGCUGCCGGUGGCGGCAGGGGGUACAUCCCCGGGUACCCAACGGGCUCCGGGUGGCAGGGCACGUCGUCUCUCAUGUCAGAGAACUUGUCUGGGAUGAAACGCCGUCGGGACUCGUCGGAGCCUGGACAGAACGGCCUUACGCACCAGUUCAGCCUGCCGAAGACGUCGUCGGAGAUGGCAGCUAUCGAGAAGUUCCUCCAGUUCCAGGACGCUGUGCCUUGCAAGAUCCGCGCCAAGCGGGGAUGCGCCACGCACCCGCGCAGUGUCGCCGAGCGGGUGAGGAGAACAAAGAUCAGCGAGCGAAUCCGAAAGCUGCAAGAACUCGUGCCAAACAUGGACAAGCAAACCAACACUUCUGAAAUGCUGGAUUUGGCUGUCGACUACAUCAAAGAACUCCAGAAGCAGGUUAAGGUGUUAAAUGAGAGCCGCGCUAAUUGCACCUGUUCAGCGAGCAAGAAUCAGCAGUACUCCGGUUGAAGCCCUGGACUCCGCAGUGCACACCGAACAAAACCCUGAGACCUCAAAAGCAAAUUCAUUUUGGACAGAGGAGAUGCAAACGUUGCUCUCAUUUCUUUGGGGUUUGAAAAGAGGCAAUGGAGUAGCUCGUGUACCAGGCAGUGUAUCUGUUAUGAGCUAAGGGGAAUGGAGCACUGGCAUCAUCAAGUAUUCAAGUGAUAAGGAGAAGGGUGAACGUGGGGAGACAUGGAAGAAACAAUUGUAUAGUUUUGCUGUAACUUUGUAUAUAUACCACCCUUUCCGUAGAAAGUUGCUAGUGUACUUCUACUUCUUGUAGCAGCUGUACAUGUGCCACAACAAAAUAGUACAAAAACCUGAAGGUGUUCAAUGGAAGCAAUAGUGUUUCAAA
Molecule: messenger RNA, 1734 nt
Organism: Phragmites australis (common reed)
Lineage: Eukaryota; Viridiplantae; Streptophyta; Magnoliopsida; Poales; Poaceae
Product: transcription factor bHLH130-like
Exons: 7
Coding region: 228-1346 (372 amino acids)
Biological process (GO): regulation of transcription by RNA polymerase II
Cellular component (GO): nucleus
Molecular function (GO): RNA polymerase II cis-regulatory region sequence-specific DNA binding; DNA-binding transcription factor activity, RNA polymerase II-specific; protein dimerization activity
Source: RefSeq, a predicted model, not a curated record